Messenger RNA from Lingula anatina, 5509 nucleotides. RefSeq lists its product as uncharacterized. NCBI's taxonomy places the organism in Eukaryota, Metazoa, Brachiopoda, Lingulata, Lingulida, Lingulidae. Gene Ontology annotation, cellular component: membrane. Gene Ontology annotation, molecular function: beta-N-acetylhexosaminidase activity; polysaccharide binding. The record is from RefSeq and is a predicted model, not a curated record. Gene Ontology annotation, biological process: carbohydrate metabolic process; glycosaminoglycan metabolic process.
UUUUAAUAUUUUCGGACCCCUCACAAACACAUCAAAGGGACCUCGUCCCCGCAUCCUCCUGAGGUAAGUCGUAACUCAUGGAUGGUGUUAAAUUAAUGAUAUCUCGGACGUAUACAAUAUAUAUCAGUUUUUGAAGAAAGGAGAAGUGUGAAAAUGUACAAGCAUAGAUAUAACAGACAUUUAUAUGCAAUGAUAGUUUAUCCAUGAUGACUUAUCAUGUACUGUAGUAGUGGUCCUAACUACGGAUCGAGGACUGAGUUUUGCGUAGUUCAUAAGUGUCUCUUGCUUCGUGAUUCUACCCUUUUUUUUAAACUUCAAAUGAAUUUUACAAAAAAAGUAUCGCAGAUAGUGUCGGGACGGAAAAAUAAAAUCAGCAUCUACAUUUAUUUUGAUGAUAAAAAGCAGUUUCACUGCAAAAUGCUGUGUCCAAGUACAUCAGUGCAUGAGCCGUCUAGAAUUACCUUUGUGUCGAUAUGCUUUGCAAAAUUAAGAUUUUAUAUUUCAAGCGUGCACAGUUUUCAAAAAGAUUGAAACUUCAUUCUAUUAUUUAACCAAAAAUUGCAGAGGAGGACCCAUAAUACCAUGGAUUGAACGGGGCAUUAUUUUAUUCAGAAGAACCACGCCGGGGUAACUCGUAACUGUAAUGUUUUAUGUUAACAUCACAUCCCAUCACACGAGUGUCUGUUUUUAUUUCAACAAGAAAAAUAAAAUAGAAAUAAAAGAGGGACACUUCAGAACGAAAGAAAUGUCCACAGAGGGAUGGACUGACUUCGCACCUUUCCUCUGUGAUUUUCAGCAAUGCAUUGGAACGUAUUGUAGAUCUUAUCAGCUUUGGCAACAAUUAUGUGGACAUUUUAGCUGUGGCGUGCACUGGACAGAGAUUAGCCAUCUAUUUAACCGGAGACGUAUCUGUUAAUAUUUCGUGAAAAAUCAAUCUGUGGCCCUGGUAGAGGGUAGCAACAAUGCAUUUCUCACGUGAUUAAAUAUCAUAUAUCUCGUUGUCGUUUACUGUCCUCAGUCUCUGUAAUCAGGCGUGUACAAUCGGCUGACUACAACUGCGCUGUCCCCAUCAUGUUCGCUCUGAGGUGGAUUCCGAACAUGUUUCUAUGGAUUGGGAUAUGUCAAGUUGUCAGAUGUCAAGGUGACCAGCAGUCCAUAGAUUACCUGGCCUCUUUCCUUCAGGUGCGUUAUGACGUCAUUGACAACCUCAUGUACGGGGCUUCGGGGUUUCUCGCUCAAAUUAACUUCACUAACGUGGGACCAAAACCCAUUUCCAAAGGGCACUGGUCUAUUUAUUUGUGCCAUAUCAACAUGAUUGAACCCAACCACCUUCCGAAUCCAAAUGGUUAUAUUCUUGGGAAUUCGAGUUUGAGGGCGUUUCACGUGAACGGGUGUCUCUUCAAGUUGACUCCUACAGAUUCCUUCAAGACUUUGUUCCCGGGUAAAAGCAUAAUGGUGCCUUUUAAAGCAGCAAAUUGGCAGGUAGCGAGGACCGACAUUAUGCCGAACUGGUACGUAGCAAGUUCAAAAUCUGGAAUCUUACCCAAAGUGUUAAAGAGCACUGCUGGGGAGAGUCUGAGUUUUGUGGGGCCCUUCAACACCCCCCAAAAAUGGAAAAGAUACAGCUUUGAUGUAUAUAAUCCCUACACUCCCGAACAAAGAUAUCACAUCAACAGUGAAGUCAGAGAUCUUGGCAGCGCGGGUACAAGUAUCGUACCAUCUCCUGUUGAAAUGGUGGCUGACGAAAGCAAGAUGGUGGAUUUGGGGACGGGGGACUGGGUACUUUUUGCCGACCCUGCGUUCAAGAAUGAAGUGGCGUUUUUGACAGCCAGACUUCACCUUCGCAUCGUCCCAAGACCAGCAUCAAGUAAAUGCAUCGCUUUUACACAAGGCCAAGUACUUAUUAAAGGACGCGUCAGUAAGAGUUCAGAAGCAUAUACGCUACACGUCUUCGAGACCAACCAAACAAUUCGGAUUGUAGCUGCAGGUCCAGCUGGCGCUUUUUAUGGCAUACAUUCUAUACUGAGCCUCCUAACUUCCAACAAUAGUAUACCGAAAGUGGCCAUCAGCGACGAGCCCAGGUAUGAAUUCCGUGGAUUUUCCAUAGAUUUAUCGCGUAAUUUCCAUCCGGUGCAAGAUAUACGCCAGUUACUGGAUCUUCUGGCCAGGUAUAAAAUGAACCGUCUUCAUCUUCAUGUUACUGAUGACGAAGGGUGGAGGCUUCAAAUACCGGGACUGGAUGAACUCACAGCUGUUGGUUCCAAGCGUUGUCACACCCUUGAUGAGAGAACUUGCAUACUCCCCCAGCUUGGUUCCCUGCCCAAUGGUACCGGGUCAGGGAGCGGUCACUACACAGUAAAAGACUACAAGUCGUUGAUUUUGUACGCUAAAGCGAGACACAUCUCCGUGCAUCCGGAGUUCGAUAUGCCAGGGCACGCCCACGCAGCUAUUAAAGCCACACAAGCAAGAUAUUAUAACAAACUGGCCCAAAACGCCUCGGUUGCGGAAGCCUCGAAGUUUCUCUUGUCGGAACUGAAUGACACAUCUCGGUAUCUCUCAGUCCAACACUUCACUGAUGACGCUGUGAACCCGUGUAUCAACUCCACUCUUACCUUCAUCAAGUUCCUUGUAAAAAGUACACUGGAUUUACACGCCCCUUAUCAGCUGCUGAAAUCGUUUCAUUACGGUGGGGAUGAGGUCUCCACAGGAGCGUGGGUGAAUUCUAGCGCGUGUCGCCCUCUGUUGCCAUCUCCGAACCCUACUCCUGAAGAAGUUAAGCGGUUCUUGAAGAAGCUUCUGUUAAAAGCCGUAUCCAAUAUAACAGCGCGUUACGGUAUCUACCUUUACGCCUGGGAGGACGGGCUGAUGUCUGAUACAGACACGCCAUAUCCCAGGUCUAUUUUAUUCAACAAGCAAGUCAUAGCAGACGUUUGGCAAAAUAUUUGGGAAUGGGGCGUAGCCAACCGAGCAUACAAAUUGGCGAAUGCCGGAUACCAGGUGCGUUAUGACGUCAUUGACAACCUCAGGUAUGUAGCAAGUUCAAAAUCUGGAAUCUUACCUAAAGUGUUAAAGAGCACUGCUGGGGAGAGUCUGAGUUUUGUGGGGCCCUUCAACACCCCCCAAAAAUGGAAAAGAUACAGCUUUGAUGUAUAUAAUCCCUACACACCCGAACAAAGAUAUCACAUCAACAGUGAAGUCAGAGAUCUUGGCAGCGCGGGAACAAGUAUCGUACCAUCUCCUGUUGAAAUGGUGGCUGACGAAAGCAAGAUGGUGGAUUUGGGGACGGGGGACUGGGUACUUUUUGCCGACCCUGCGUUCAAGAAUGAAGUGGCGUUUUUGACAGCCAGACUUCACCUUCGCAUCGUCCCAAAACCAGCAUCAAGUAAAUGCAUCGCUCUUACACAAGGCCAAGUACUUCUUAAAGGACGCGUCAGUAAGAGUUCAGAGGCAUAUACGCUACACGUCUUUGAGACCAACCAAACAAUUCGGAUUGUAGCUGCAGGUCCAGCUGGCGCUUUUUAUGGUAUACAGUCUAUACUGAGCCUCCUAACUUCCAACAAUAAAAUACCAAAAGUGGCCAUCAGCGACGAGCCUAGGUAUGGAUUCCGUGGAUUUUCCAUAGAUUUAUCGCGUAAUUUCCAUCCGGUGCAAGAUAUACGCCAAUUACUGGAUCUUCUCGCCAGGUAUAAAAUGAACCGUCUUCAUCUUCAUGUUACUGAUGACGAAGGGUGGAGGCUUCAAAUACCGGGACUAGAUGAGCUCACAGCUGUUGGUUCCAAGCGUUGUCACACCCUUGAUGAGAGAACUUGCAUACUCCCCCAGCUUGGUUCCCUGCCCAAUGGUACCGGGUCAGGGAGCGGUCACUACACAGUAAAAGACUACAAGUCGUUGAUUUUGUACGCUAAAGCGAGACACAUCUCCGUGCAUCCGGAGUUCGAUAUGCCAGGGCACGCCCACGCAGCUAUUAAAGCCACACAAGCAAGAUAUUAUAACAAACUGGCCCAAAACGCCUCCGUUGCGGAAGCCUCGAAGUUUCUCUUGUCGGAACUGAAUGACACAUCCCGGUAUCUCUCAGUCCAACACUUCACUGAUGACGCUGUGAACCCGUGUAUCAACUCCACUCUUACCUUCAUCAAGUUCCUUGUAAAAAGUACACUGGAUUUACACGCCCCUUAUCAGCUGCUGAAAUCGUUUCAUUACGGUGGGGAUGAGGUCUCCACAGGAGCGUGGGUGAAUUCUAGCGCGUGUCGCCCUCUGUUGCCAUCUUCGAACCCUACUCCUGAAGAAGUUAAGCGGUUCUUGAAGAAGCUUCUGUUAAAAGCCGUAUCCAAUAUAACAGCGCGUUACGGUAUCUACCUUUACGCCUGGGAGGACGGGCUGAUGUCUGAUACAGACACGCCAUAUCCCCGGUCUAUUUUAUUCAACAAGCAAGUCAUAGCAGACGUUUGGCAAAAUAUUUGGGAAUGGGGCGUAGCCAACCGAGCAUACAAAUUGGCGAAUGCCGGAUACCAGGUAGUAAUGUCACAAGCAACUCACUUAUACUUUGAUCACCCGCAAGAGCUAGACCCAGAAGAGCGCGGCUUUUACUGGGCCACUCGUUUCACAGACACCAAAAAAGUGUUUGGUUUUCUUCCCGAUAACUUAUACGCCAACGCGGACUUCAAAAGAUCUGGGGAACCAAUCACGGAAAAAGAGCUGUGUAAAACCGGACAGUGUGUUCCUUUACAAAAACCAGAAAACAUCCUAGGAAUGCAAGGCAACAUAUGGAGUGAGACUGUCAGAACCAGCGGUCAUCUUCACGAGAUGUUAUUUCCCCGCGUGGUGGCGCUGGCUGAGAGGGCGUGGCAUAAAGCACGAUGGGAAAGCAUCACAGAUAAGGCUUCGAGGGAUCAAGAAAUGCUGAAAGACUGGGAGCGCUUUGCAAACGUACUUGGUUAUAAGGAAUUGCCGCGCCUUGAGUAUUUUGGAGUAAAACAUUACUUGCCGCUACCUGGAGCGCGUAUCAAGGAUAAAACUCUAGAGGCCAACAUUGCUUUCCCCGGCUAUCAGGUUCAGUAUUCAGAUGAUAAGUCUAAAACGUGGAAGGAUUAUAGUCAGCCAGUUCAGCUGAACAAUAUUGGACCUAUCUAUCUGAGGAGCAGAUCGAAAAAUGGACGCACGAGUCGAUGGAUCAUUCUCAAAAGCUAAACCAUGACGACUGCUGUAUACAAGCAGCGGUCAUAUUGCAGUAGAUGUGUUUUUCACGAUUUCACAUUGUGACUGUGUCAGAAUUUUCCACUCCUGCUGCAACUGAAGGCAUCUGCUUUGAUGGAGACAGUGCCAAGUAUUUCGUUGACACAAACUAGUGAAGAAGAUUAUGUGUUUCAACUAUUUUGUUUUUAAAAAACAUCUUACAAUUGUACGUUUGUUGUGAACAGAUACAACUCUUUUUCAUAUCCUGUUUAAAUAAAUGAUAUUUUUUCCGUUUUCAUUUGUGCUCGAUUAAGUAUCACAAAUAAAAGGAGCUAAA